AUGGAGUUCUUCCAAAAGGCGAAAGUGGUGCGCCUAAGGAGCCACCAUGAUAAAUACAUGUUGGCACAUGAAGAUCAAGAAAACGUCUACCAAGACCGCAAUGGUUGCUACGACAAUGCAAAAUGGACGGUCGAGUUAAUAGAGAACAAAUACAGCAAUGUCAUAAGAUUAAAAAGUUGUUAUGGAAAAUAUUUAACAGCCUCAAACAUGCCAAUUCUUUUGAAAAGCACGGGUAAAAAAGUUUUGCAAACUUUGCCUAAAAAGUUAAGUCCAUCGGUUGAAUGGGAACCUAUUAGAGAUGGUGUUCAAGUGAAACUAAGGACACGUUUUGGACAAUAUCUUCGUGGGAAUGGAGGAUUACCACCUUGGAGAAACACAAUAACACAUGAUGUUCCACAUAGAACAGCAACAGCUAAUUGGGUUUUAUGGGAUGUUGAUAUUGUGGAACUUAUGCCAAAACAAGCAGGACAUGUUCCUAAACCAAGACCUAGGCCUACACCUAUAACACCGCCAAAUCGUUGUCUAGAUUAUCCGAUUACAACGUCAGAUAAUUCUUCUUCUUUUUCUUCUUCACCUUUUUUGGAUUCGGAUCAUGGACCCCUUGUCAAGAUUGAUCUAAGGUCUCCUCCUCGGACACCCGAGGAGCAACUUGAAUAUUUAGAAGAUCCUUCUCCAUCACCAGUUAAAGAAGGUAGGGUUAUAUUUUAUGAUGUUGGUAAUGAAAAUGGUGAAGUUAUUGAUGCAAAUAAAGGGUCAUUAUUUACCUUUAAAGGAAGUAGUGUAGAAGAGUUGAAGGAGAAAUUGUUGGAGGAAACUGGACUUGUUGAUAUUCUUGUGUGUUGUCGCAAUCCAUUGAAUGCUAAACUUUACCCCCUUCUUUUGCAUCUACCUCCUAGCAAUAUUGACUUGCAUGUUGUUCUGGUUCCUUCCUCAUUUAGUGGUAAGUUUUCAUGA
Medicago truncatula (barrel medic) is the source of this 954-nucleotide messenger RNA. RefSeq lists its product as uncharacterized. The transcript has 2 exons. Bases 1 to 954 code for a protein of 317 amino acids. Lineage: Eukaryota; Viridiplantae; Streptophyta; Magnoliopsida; Fabales; Fabaceae. The record is from RefSeq and is a predicted model, not a curated record.